AGAAGCGAUCGUUUGAGUUUUGACUUUACCAGUGACGGAUUGUAGGUGCUAUAUGCUUAUUCUUAGGAAUAUUGUGUUUUAUUUCAAGUGCCUCUGUAUUUAAGAAUAAAAUAAAUGCUUUGGUAGAAUAAAGUUCCGUUUUUUCCAAAGCGUGCAUAUGUGAUUCAAAUCUUUAAAUCUGAGCAACAGUUUUUGUUAACUCCCCACAAUGUUGAGACGAGGAGGCAAGAGAAUCCGGAUGGAUGAGCCCCCACCGGAGUAUGAUGAGCCUCCAAUGACCCCAAUGACUCCAGCUGGAUCAGAAAUCCAAGAGCCCCACACUCCAUUUACUGCAUACACUCCCUAUGCUUCUGAUACUCCAUUGCACCACAGUGAAUAUCAAGCUGGUGCUUACGGACAACCAACUUAUGAACAUGAACAUCAACAAUUGCAACAGCAGCACUUACAGCACCAGAUUCAACACCAACAGCAGCUUCUGCAUCAUCAGCUUCCUCCUGAACAACACCAGCUCUCAUCUCCGUUAGCUGCACCAUCAGUGUACCCAGACUACCUGCAGCAGCAACAGCAGCUGCAAAUGAGGCAGCUAUCACCUUCUCAUGCCCUCCAUCAUCAGCCUCAGCCUGACCACCAUGUUCCCUUAUCUGGGCCUGCUGCUCCUGAAGAGCAGCACAGCCAACAUUUGCAUAUGGCGCCAUCUGCUGAGUAUGCUGCUCCGACUGCCAGUAGUGCCUAUGACUACCCUUCUCAAUAUGCCAUGGAUUUGGUCCAAAAGAAUUCAACAAAUUCUGAUCAGCAACAGUCACACGAGGCUCUAGAAGCAUCCGAGUCCUCCCAGCCCUCCAUGGUUGAGUCUGAGGACGCUGCUCCUGCUGCUGCUCCUCCACUGAUGGCUGAUGCUGUCCCCGAGCAGCAAGCUUCUGCUACUGACUCCGAGGCGCCGGCGAACACGAGCGGCGCCACCAUACCUGGGUCAGAGGGCGACAACGUGAGUGUGGGCGGCGACCCCGAAGACGAGGGCCGCGGGGCUGAUGGUGACGAUGAAGAUGAUGAUGACGACGAUGAUGAGGAUGAUGAUGACGAAGAUGAUGAUGACGUGCCUGGCGGACGUAAAGAAACACCGCCUCAGAAUUACGAGCCCAUCCCGCGCCUCACGAUCUCCAUCAGAGGCCAGAAAAAAGGACGCGGUCGCGGGAAAAUCGCUGCGAGCAUCAAGAAAAUAGGCGACGUUGUGGUUGGCAGCAGCAGCCCUCCGCACGCGCCCCCCGAGCCUGAACAGAAGCGGGGCCGCGGCCGCCCCAGCAAGAAAGCUCCUGCUGGUGGAGCUGCUGAAGGAGGUGCUGCAGGAGGCGCGUUCCGAGCUUCUGACGAGGACAGCAGCCUGUAUGCGGUUGUCAAGUCCGGCCGAGCUGCGCUCGCUCAAACCGUGGACGACUGGAUCGACCACUACAAGGAGAGCCGCGACGCCGCCCUGCUGCGCCUCAUGCAGUUCUUCAUCGACAGCGCUGGCUGCAAGGGCCGCAUCACCCCCACCAUGCAGGCCACCAUGGAGCAUGCAGAGAUCAUUCGACGCAUGACAGAAGAGUUUGAGGAAGAGAGCGGCGAAUAUCCCCUCAUCCAGACCGGCCAAAUGUGGAAGAAGUUCCGCAGCAACUUCUGUGAAUUUGUGCAAGUGCUGGUGAAACAAUGUCAGUAUUCCAUCAUCUACGACCAAUAUCUCAUGGACAACGUCAUCUCUCUGCUCACUGGUUUGUCCGACUCCCAAGUGCGAGCUUUCAGGCACACCGCAACCCUCGCAGCCAUGAAGCUGAUGACGGCACUGGUAGACGUGGCGCUAACUGUGUCAGUAAACCACGACAACACGCAGCGCCAGUACGAAUCUGAGCGCCAGAAGACAAGAGAGAAGAGGGCCAACGAUCGCCUCGAGAACCUCAUGACCAAACGGCAGGAGCUCGAGGAGAACACAGAUGAGAUCAAGAACAUGCUUACUUACAUGUUCAAGUCGGUGUUCGUCCAUCGUUAUAGGGACACUCUACCUGAAAUUCGAAGCAUUUGCAUGGCUGAAAUUGGUCUGUGGAUGAAGAAGUUUCAUCAAAACUUCUUGGACGACACCUACCUGAAAUACAUCGGCUGGACGCUGCAUGAUAAGGUCGGAGAUGUACGCCUGAAGUGCCUGCAGGCCCUGCAGCCGCUCUACGCCAGUGAGGAACUGAAAGGCAAACUCGAGCUCUUCACCAGCAAGUUCAAAGACAGGGUCGUCGCCAUGACGCUGGAUAAGGAUUACGAUGUUGCUGUGCAGGCGGUACGGCUGGUGAUCUCGAUCCUGAAGUACCACCGCGACAUCCUGACUGACAAGGACUGCGAGCACGUGUACGAGUUGGUGUACUCGUCGCACCGCGCCGUGGCGCAGGCCGCCGGCGAGUUCCUCAACGAGCGUCUCUUCAUCCCUGAGGACGAGGCUGGCGAGGUCACCAGGACCAAGCGUGGCAAGAAGAGGAGGCCCAACACGCCGCUCAUCAGGGACCUCGUCCAGUUCUUCAUCGAGUCCGAGCUGCACGCUCACGGAGCAUACCUCGUUGACUCGCUGAUCGACAGCAACCCGAUGAUGAAAGACUGGGAGUGUAUGACGGACCUGCUGCUGGAGGAACCAGGCCCUGAGGAGGAGCCUCUUGAUGACAGGCAAGAGACGUCGCUGAUCGAGCUCAUGGUUUGCUGCAUCAAACAAGCAGCCACUGGCGAGCCUCCCGUCGGCCGAGGUUCCAACAGGAAGAUGAACAUGAGUGCUAAGGAACUCAAGCAGGUGAACGACGACAGAGCGAGGCUCACGGAACACCUCAUUCCUACGCUUCCUUUGAUGCUCAACAAAUUCUUGGCUGACAAGGAAAAAGUUGCCAACUUAUUGCUCAUUCCUCAGUACUUCGACUUGGAGAUAUACACCACCAGCCGACAGGAGAAGAACUUAGAUCAGCUUCUGAAGUUGAUCCAAGAUGUCGGCGAGAAGCACAGCGACACGGAAGUCCUAGAGACAGCUGCCAAGACCCUGGAAGUUCUCUGUAACGAAGAUUAUGCAAUUUACUCGCGCUGUGACAUUUCCCGCUCUUCAUUACUGGACAUGCUCGCUAACACUUACAAGGAAGCCAACUCUGAAUACUUCUACCUCAUUGAAGGCCAGGAAACACCCGACGAUGACGAGAUCUUUGCCUUGAACUCUUCAGUGAAGAAGGUGUCAAUCUUUUACUCGUGUCACAACAUGGGUGUUUGUAAUCUCUGGGACUGCCUUGCCGUGAACAUUACCCGCGCCGUGGCCGGAGACAAAGCAUUGCCUGAAGAGGCCGCCAUGUAUUGCAUCUCGGCUUCUUUCUUCGCUAUCAUGUGGGAGCUGCACACGCUCGAGGACCAGGUCGAGAAGAAGGCGCUCAAUCAGGAGGCCGUUGCGUGCCUCCAGCAGCGCCUGAACUCCUUCAUUGACUCGGCCAAGCAGCUCCUUGCUGACUCGGACAGCAAAGUCCUCAAGGAAGAGUCGUACAUCGUAUUAUGCGAUCUUCUGAUCGUGUUCAGCAGUCAGCUGCACAACACAAGCCCCAGUCUCGCCUCCCUUGUGUACGAAUCUGACCGCAGCAUCCAGCAUCUGCUCAAUGACUUCAUUCAGUCCUAUGUCUUCAUAGAUGAUGAUGUUGCUGACCCUCAGCAAAGCGAUCAUGCUAAGAUCGAAGAGCUCCACAAACGUCGUAAUUUCUUAGCUACCUUCUGCAAACUCGUCGUCUACAACGUUCUACCCACUAAAGUUGCCGCUGAUGUCUUCAAACAUUACGUCAGGUACUAUGAUGACUACGGCGACAUCAUCAAGGCGACUUUGGGCAAAACGCGUGAAAUAAACAAAGUAAACUGCGCCCGCACGAUGGCUCUAGCCCUCACCAUUAUCUACAAGGAACUCAGCAAAGAUUCGCCCAAAAUAAACAAGCAAAGCACAGAUUUCGUCAGCUUAAAGGAGUUGGCCAAGCGCUUCGCGUUAUCGUUCGGCUUGGAUGCCGUGAAGAACAGGGAAGCCAUCACCGCCCUGCACAGAGAAGGGAUCCUCUUCGCUGUCCAUCCCGCCGACUCUCCCUCCGAUCCUGCCGCUCCUCCUCCUAAUUUGCCCUUCCUUGAGAUCCUCGCAGAGUUCACGAACAAGCUUCUCAAGCAAGACAAGAAAGUUGUACAAGCGUACUUAGAGCGUCGUAUCAGCGGAGGAAUGCCUAGCAGCCGCAGCGAGGACUGGCAGCCGCUGGUGGUGUACCGCACGUCGCUCCUGCACGGCGAGGGCGACCAGCCCCACCAGCAGCCCAGACGCGCCUACCACAGGAAGAAGAAAGCUGGAGCUGAUGACGACGACGAUGAUGAUGACGAUAUGGAGACAUUCCACCACGUGGAAGAGGCGGUCCGCGAGACGGGAAGGCCACGUCGCAAGAGACGUCUGGAGCAGACCAUCCCUGACAUCAUCGGCCGCAUGAUCAGGCACAAGUGGAACAUCGACGGCCAGAGCGUGCACUGUACCGGCACCGUGUUGGGCAUGUCUGCUCCCGGUACUGUGCCCGAGGAGAGUGAAGACGGCAUGGAAGUGUCCGGCACUUGUUACGACGUGCAGUACGACGAUGAGGACUUCGUCAGGCAUCUGAUCCUUGAAGGGGACUGGCAGCGAGGAGACGUGCAGGUUCUGGGCAGGCGUAGUCCUCCCGAGGAGGAGUAAAGCAACUGCCGCAGGACAUUUGUCAUGUUUGCGUUGAAUGAAUAGCUGCUUUGGAUGUCUGGUUUUCUUCUGAAACUAUUCCAUUAUUUUGAUAUUGUCUAUUUCGUUUCUCAGGUAUUGUUUAGAAAGUGGAGUAGUUUCUUCGAUUACGUAAUUGAGGCUUUACGUUGCUGUUAAUCACUUGUAUUCAUAUUAAAACGUUGCAAAUAAGACUCAGCUGUAAUUAUCAAUAGUUAGAUUAAUUUCACAACUAACAGACGGGAAAAUGUCCAGCGUUUUAUUUCACUUCUCCGCCGUAAGCGAAAGGAUCAAAUUGUAGUCCUUGAUGAAUCGUAUGAAUCGAUUGCGUUGGAAGUAUUACUUAGUUACUCAUCUUCAUUUUUGUUCAAUGUGUUAGACAUUUGUGACGUUUUCUAUCAAGUAUUUUGCUAGCUUUUGAUGUUCAGCAAACUUGAGUGCAGGAAAGCUUAAUUUUAGUUCAAGUUUCGUGACAGUUGGACCAGACUUGUUUCAGCUCGUAGUCUUAUUGACGUAAGUUUAUUAAGGCAUUUUCUGUCUCGUAGUUUCUGUUCAACUUGUUCCUAAGGAAAUCUAGAUUAUUGUCUGCAAAAUUUCUGCAGUUUUCCGUUCUGGCGUUCUGGUGUAUUGACAAAUCUUUGACUUUUAGCAGACUCGAGUUGUUCCUGCUUCAUGCAUGACUUUAACAUGAUUUCACGUCGCUGAAAAAAAUGUUCCUAUUUUUUUUUUAUUUCUAUCGAUAACAACAUUUUGACGUACGUGUUCCUGUACCAUAAAACGGGGUGAUUCGAACCAGUUUUAGCGCUAUAAUUUUUCUGAUACAAAUAGUCACAUAGUAAAUAUAUAAAAUGUAUCUCUUUAUUGCAUUUGUAGGUUAUCUUAUUGUACUUCAAGAGCCAUCAACACAAUUCAAGAACUUUUUGAGUUCGGGGUUUUCUUUUCUUAAAUGUAGAAACGGUCACACCUCCUUUACGGUAUUUAUUAUUGAAUCGUUGCUUAAAAAAAAUCAUUAUAAAAUUUUCUGUUUAAACGAGGAAUGUUUCUUUUUGAACAUCUAAUAGCGUGAGAUGUUCAGCUCUGAGCUAUUUUCUGAUUCAUUUACAGGUUGUUCUAGUAUAGUCGUAGCUUUCAACUCAUCACAUUUGUACCUGUUGUUUUCGUUUAAAAUACAGCGUUUCUUAGCUAUAAGUGAGCUCCAAUAUCCUUACAUUCUUUCAAAAACUUGUUAUUAAAUAUUAAUAUCUGGUUCACGGCAUAAACAUAUUCGUACGAAUCGGGAAAAUGUGACCAGCAGGGAAAAGUUGAUGAUCUAUCCUGGUAAUGAAAAAAUCUUAUCAUUCUAUAUUUCUUAAUAUCUUUAUUGCAGCUCAUUCUUCAGAAGUGUUGCAAUUCAUCUUGCCUAGAAGGAUGAACAUGUAGCCUGCUUUCACUUCAAUCUUUAGUCUAUUGAGGAAACUCGACUUACCAGCCCCAACCAUAUGAAUAAUGUUGAAACGGUUGA
Molecule: messenger RNA, 6242 nt
Organism: Hyalella azteca
Lineage: Eukaryota; Metazoa; Arthropoda; Malacostraca; Amphipoda; Hyalellidae
Product: cohesin subunit SA-2
Exons: 25
Coding region: 209-4723 (1504 amino acids)
Biological process (GO): sister chromatid cohesion
Cellular component (GO): chromatin; nucleus; cohesin complex
Molecular function (GO): chromatin binding
Source: RefSeq, a predicted model, not a curated record